AUGUCCACCAUCACCCCCUCCAGCUUCGCUGCCCUCACCCCGGUCCACCAUAUCAUCCUCGACGAACUCGUCGUCUCCGACCCGCUCUCCGUCCUCACCCUCAGCCGUCUAUGCUACAAACGCGUCAUCCCGGUGCUCUAUCGAACGAUCCACUCCUCGCCAGAAGUCUUCAGAGGCUUGGAGCUCGAGCAGGGAUAUGAGAGGACACGGGAUGCUCUCGCAAGCACGAAGGCCCUGAGCAUAGGCGGCUCUACGAGUAUCGAUACCCUCUUCGAACUCGGUGGCCGAGAGUACACAAGGGUUUGUCACUCUUGUGCCAAAAACCCUUCUGCUUGUUGUUCAUCUAGCGGGUAUAUUUCAACGAUCUACCCUCGCCGCUAUUUCCAUCUAUUUAGAUUUCUCGAACGCGUCGAAAUCGGCUUUUCUGCCCUGCAGGCAUCACGUACCUAUUACCUCAAACGAGAUCGGCCUGACCUCGAAAUUGACCUUGUGGGUCGGAUCGGAUUUCAGACUCCAGCAGAUCUGAAGGGGACCAUCUUUCAUUUGGACGAAUAUGGAGUCGACUACUGGCACCAGGUCGACACGCAUCUCCUUUAUCUGAAUUCUCGAGAAGCAGUCAUCUUGCUCAAAGGCGAGGUCCCCAACAGCGAGGAGCUCGUGGUGUCUUCCGAUGGGACGAGGGUGGGAAGAGCGAGCUUCGGACGGAUCGGCGAACAACUGCAUACUGCAUGGCCCAACGGCGAGCGUCUCCGCGUCUUUGUUGGGGCCCGACAGCCCUGGGAGACACUCAAUGACUACGAGCUGCACGAGUACACCAUCACCAUGGCGCUGGCACUGGUGGGAUAUGCCGAAAAUCUUACGUCACGCAUCGAGUCUCGAAGAGGGUGGGAGCUGGAAAACGAUCAUUGCAAAGACGAGGACAGCGAGGAUGACGAAGAGGACAAUGAUGGCAGCGGAGACAAAAAGGACAGCGGAGGCGAUGAUGAUGGCAAAAGCGAUGGAAACAGCGAGGGAGGCGACGAAAGCGAGCGCAGUGCCGACGAAAGCGAAGGCUUUGACCACUACGAAAUCGAGGAGAGCGACGAAGACGAUGAGGGCAGCGAGGAUGAUGAGAGUGACGAGGACGAUGCACAUGAGGAAUCGAAACCCCUCGAUCGAGUUGAAAUCCACUUUCCCUUAUUCGACCAAGUCUUCAUACACAUGCCUGAAGAAGGCAGACAAGUGGUGGACGCGCUGGUGAGGGAUGGGAGAAUGGUGCUGGAAGAGUUUGAUGUGAAGGCAGUGAAGGAGUUGGGAGAGAGGAGGUGGAGUUGGUAG
Cryptococcus wingfieldii CBS 7118 is the source of this 1317-nucleotide messenger RNA. RefSeq lists its product as hypothetical. NCBI's taxonomy places the organism in Eukaryota, Fungi, Basidiomycota, Tremellomycetes, Tremellales, Cryptococcaceae. The record is from RefSeq and is a predicted model, not a curated record. Bases 1 to 1317 code for a protein of 438 amino acids. The transcript has a single exon.